This is a messenger RNA of Megalops cyprinoides (Indo-Pacific tarpon), 1344 nucleotides long. It is a transcript of the gene myg1, whose product is annotated as myg1 exonuclease. Bases 31 to 1245 code for a protein of 404 amino acids. The record is from RefSeq and is a predicted model, not a curated record. The transcript has 7 exons. Lineage: Eukaryota; Metazoa; Chordata; Actinopteri; Elopiformes; Megalopidae. Gene Ontology annotation, cellular component: nucleus; cytoplasm.
UUUUGUGGCGUGGGUCUUCUCCAUUCAUAUAUGUACUGUUACCUGCGAUGUGCUUAUAGUGCUGCAACGCGCACGUUUAUUCAGCCACAACAUUGUAGGUUCGCCUGGGCUUCUAUUUCCAGUCCCCGCAUCCCUGGAGUUUUUGUUUGUUUGAGAUUAAAAACAUCAUUUAGCGUUUUGAGCAUCCAAAAACGCUACAUGCAAGCACCUGAAGCAAAGCGGCUGUGCACUGAGAAAAUGUCGGCGACUAAAAUUGGUACCCACAAUGGAACUUUUCACUGUGAUGAAGUGUUCGCUUGUUUCCUUCUUCGACAGCUACCGGAAUACAAGGACGCAGAAAUUGUCAGAACCCGAGACCCUGCUGUGCUGUCUACGUGUGACAUCGUAGUGGACGUUGGUGCUGAGUUCGACCCCAAAAGACAUCGCUAUGAUCAUCAUCAGAGGUCGUUUGGGGAGAGCUUCAGCAGCCUGUGUCCGGAGAAGCCCUGGGUGACCAAGCUGAGCUCCGCUGGCCUGGUGUACCUGCACUUUGGCCGCCGUGUCCUGGAGCAGCUGACACAGCUCAAGCAGGGUGACAGACAGCUGGAGGUCCUCUAUGACAAGCUGUACGAGAAUUUUGUGGAAGAGGUGGACGCGGUGGACAACGGCAUCUCGCAGUACGAUGGGGAGCCGCGCUACGCUGUCUCCAGCACGAUCAGUGCCCGUGUGAGCUAUCUUAACCCACGCUGGAACAGCAAGAGCCAGGACACAGAGGAGGGGUUUCACAAGGCCAUGGAGAUGGUGGGAGCUGAGUUUCUCGACCGUUUAGAUUACUACCAGAACGCUUGGCUUCCGGCCCGUGCUGUGGUGGAGGGGGCGGUCCAAAUGAGGACUAAGGUAGACCCCAGUGGGGAGGUGAUUGUGAUGGAGCAAGGAGGCUGUCCCUGGAAGGAGCACCUGUUCUCCCUGGAGAAAGAGCUGAAUGUGGAGACGCCCAUAAAGUUUGUCCUGUACCCUGACCAGAACGGCCAGUGGAGGGUCCAGUGUGUCCCUGCCGGUCUCCAUACUUUCCAGAACAGGUUGUCCUUGCUGGAGGAGUGGCGUGGGGUGCGGGACGAGGCCCUAUCCUCCCUCAGUGGGAUCCCAGGCUGCAUCUUCGUCCAUGCCAGCGGCUUCAUCGGCGGGAAUGCGACCCGGGAGGGGGCGCUGGAGAUGGCCCGGCGGACCCUGCAGGCUGCUGCCCGAGCCGGCGUCAAUGGCAGCUGACCGUGACCGUGACCGUGACUGCGAUCGUGACUCCACACCCGUGUUCUUGGGAACAUGACCUGCACCAGCAUGUAUGUCUCCUUUGUAAUAAAAUAAGUA